AUGGCUGCCUUUGUACGGGUCACUGGCCCGCCAAACAGCAGCUUCCUUGUUGGCUACCCCGGGAUAUCAGCAACAUUACCGCGCAUAGAAGGAAAAGUCGAGAUCAGACCAUCGCAAGGCUACUCCAUGCCAGUGGCAGUUUCAUUAGUCCGAAUAUGUCUUCAACGAAGAGAGACGAUACACCCGGCCGCCGAGAACGUCGCAAAACGGCAUCUAGGCACACCGAGGCGAGAAACGAUCGAUGUGGUGGGAAAGGAGCUGCUACUCUUCAGGUGCCAAGCGGGGAAAGAGGCCGAGAGCGUGAUCGCGAUGGACCUACCCUUCGUACUUUUUAUACCAUUCGGUCGGGGCGGCGAGGAGACAAAUAGGAGGAUACCUCCCGCUUCAUUACAAUUACCAUCGAGGACGGCCGAGACCCUUUACGAGCUGGUGGUGACGGUGCAACAGGGCGCAAGCACGCAGAACAAGUAUGCGUUCCCAAUACCGCUGCAGAGGUAUGACACAUUAUCGACCUUUGGCAUGUACAACCGCCCGGAAUCAAAAGUGGUCACGGCCGACAACUUAGUGACGCUGGGCAUAUCGCUACCAAAAUGGAGCUAUGGCCCGUGUGACCCCAUCACGGUCUACAUAAAGCUUGCGCCGAAUGCGGACUGGGUGAAUAAGGCAAAGAGGGUCACGAUCCAGAAGAUCACGCUGGCAAUCGAGGAGGAGAUAACGUAUAAUCCGGAGGGCGACGAGCCGACCAAGAAAGUCAACAGGAUCGCCAAACACACGCAGCCAGUACAAGCAAAACUACCAGAAGCCGGCUAUGUUACAAAUCUAGGGCUGGUAUUUCCGUCAAAAGACUUGAGGGAUUCCGAGGGCAUCGUUAAAAGAGGCAAACCUGGUUUCCCGCUCUACGAGGUCACCUCUUUCACAACGAGCUCGACGCUAUAUAAGAUCGAGUUCUUUUUGAGCAUCAAGGCCCAAAUGAGCUCCGCUCGGGACAUAACUUUGCGACAACCCAUCGUCAUCUGCCCGAUGGACCAGCAAGCGUGCAAAGAAGAAAUGGACGCCAUCGAGCAGGCCGCCAAAGACGCAUCCCACGUUGACCCGAACAACCCAAUGCUUCCCGCGAGGUCGAUCGUCGUUGCUAAUGACAAGGACGCGCUCAAACACCUGGGGCUCUGCAACGUUGGAGGGCAGAAGAAGCCACUGAUCGAAUGA
This is a messenger RNA of Diaporthe amygdali, 1206 nucleotides long. RefSeq names its product arrestin. Bases 1 to 1206 code for a protein of 401 amino acids. NCBI's taxonomy places the organism in Eukaryota, Fungi, Ascomycota, Sordariomycetes, Diaporthales, Diaporthaceae. The record is from RefSeq and is a predicted model, not a curated record. The transcript has 3 exons. Gene Ontology annotation, cellular component: division septum. Gene Ontology annotation, biological process: division septum assembly.